Laetiporus sulphureus 93-53 is the source of this 1902-nucleotide messenger RNA. RefSeq lists its product as uncharacterized. The transcript is spliced from 2 exons. Bases 1 to 1902 code for a protein of 633 amino acids. The record is from RefSeq and is a predicted model, not a curated record. Gene Ontology annotation, molecular function: zinc ion binding; nucleic acid binding. NCBI's taxonomy places the organism in Eukaryota, Fungi, Basidiomycota, Agaricomycetes, Polyporales, Laetiporaceae.
AUGUCGUAUCGUGAAAACAAAGGAUAUGAAUCGGACUCUGGAGAUGAGCCGGUAGGCUAUCAAGGAGAUAAAGGAUACACGACGCCGUUGUCAUGGAACGAUGCAACCAAUGAAGAAUUGGAUUGGCUGGGGAACCUUACAACCCCAGAAGAACAGCAGGAGCUUCGAGAGCUCGAACGCGACGUUGAAGAAAUUCAACGCGUAAUCAAUAAUAGGAAGGACAUUGCAAAGGAUUUCGAGGACGAAUUCCUAACGCAUACGGACCUUCCUAGAGGAGAAGUAAUACAAGUCGAUCCAAGGCCAGAGGACGCCGAGGGAUCAAACAAGGAUAAAGGAGGGGAGGAAUGGAAUCCUCUCGGCAUCAAUCCAAGUCUACUAAGGAGUAGCGAUUCCAGCGUUACGCCAACAUCCACGAAACCCUACGAUGGAUUAGGAUUAUGGAAAGGAGUUAGGACGAUACCCUUGACCAGGACAUCCUCGGAAGGAGGAAGGCCAGUAACGCCAGUCGGAAUGCCAGUAAGGCCACAGUCAGCCAUGGCGCAAACAAGUAGUCUGGGAACUACUCGUCAAAACCCCAUCAAAGCACGGUACGAUCCAGCCAAUGGACCACCAGUGCAUCCAGGACCAACAUGUCUGGAAUUUCAGUGGCAGGAAUAUCUCCUGGAAAUGAAUCUCUACGCGCUGUAUAAUUCUGCACAACCAGAAUUGGAAAAGGAGGAAUUACAGCUAGGCGAGAUCCGACCAUUCGCAGGAGAUAAGCGAACAUUCACGUCAUUCCUCCAGGCUGGAGAACGACAUCUCCAGGCAAACAUCCACAUAUACGACGAUGACUACAGUCAAAUAACGUUCAUCCUAUCCCACUUCGAACCAGGUUCAGCAGCAGCAAAAUGGGUCGAAUCAUGGAAAGCAGCGAUGAUCGCAUCUACAGGAAGAUCAGAUGAUCUAGGACUUUAUCGUGACUUUCGGAUGACACUCCAAGAAAAGUAUGGAGGAGUCGCAACCAAGGACCAAGCAUGGCAAACGUUACUCGACAAUCAGUGCAGGCAAAAGAAAGGGAAGGUCGACGAUUACAUCAGAAAUCUUGACAUCCUAUUUCGCUAUGCUGAAAUCGACGAUGACUAUACCAAGCUCGUUCAUUUCAAGCGAGGCUUGGAAUCGAAGUUGGCAGAAAAAGUCUUCCUUACUCCGAAUCCUCCAACCACAUAUGAGGAUGCUUGCGACAGUGCAAGACAAGUCAACGACCUUCGAAAUGUCCAUAAAGGAAAAAGCAACAUCUUCGAUUUCAUCACACAUGCGAAUCAGGAUGAUUCAAUGGAUGCAGGAGAAUUGAUGGAUAUAGACGAUCCCAAUGCAAUGGACAUCGAUAGGGCACGACGAAUACGACAAGUACGGAACCUCCCAGUCAAGGAACGCCUAUGCUAUACGUGCAGGAAGCCAGGGCACGAGAUGGAUCAAUGCCCUUCAAAGAAGCCAAACAUUGAUCGAAUCCUGCCCGUACAGAUCGUAUCAAAGAAGAAGCAGAAGAAGGCUUCUUCAAUUAAGAAGAAAGAUGCACACGCAUCUAUCGGAUCACAAGAACCCUCACAAGAUCCGCCGAUCACGAAGAAGAUGCGAAAGCAGAUUGAGCAAUUGGUAACGAAGUUGGUCAAUGCAACAUUUGUCAAGCUUCUUCUCGGAGGUGACAAUCGAGAUCACCAUAUCGAUCAGAAGAAGAAGGAAGCCGAAGAAGAUGAUGACGAACCUAUGGAUAUCGAUCGAAUGUCUGAACAUAUUCUUGGCAUGAAUACCAUUCGAAUUGGCGCCAUACGAACUCAUUCAUCACAUGACGACCAGACAGCCUUCCCUACGUCAAUAUGGAAGGAAGUACUUAUGUCAUCGCUCGAUCUCAGUCAAAAAGAAUAG